GUAGAGCAGACCCGGUUGAAGCUGCAGUGGGGGUAAGUUAGCAGGUCCGCCGAGGCAGCUCGACUAAUAAAUGUAACGGCGAGGGUUCGAACCCCCUGUGGGCUUCAUUUUUGACAGGACGUCCCGGAGCGUCGGCACGGACACGACAAGCCAAAGUCCCGCUCCUGCUGGAGACGCUGGAUAGCUGCCGCGGCUAACUAGCAAAGUAACAUCCUCUCUAGCUGUUAGCAUCUCCACAAAGCGGAGUUUGUGGAGCCUGCACACUCAACCUUCUGUCACUCAGCUACAGACGCAACACCUGCAGGAUCAAUGAUGUCCGCUGCCAGCAUUGACCCGCAGAUAUCGAAAGGACAGGAUGCCAGCAAAGCCUUUCCAGUUUCAGUGCAGAACGGCUCCUUGCACCAAAAGGAUGCGGUCCACGACAACGAUUUUGAGCCUUAUCUCACUGGACAGUCCAAUCAGAAUAACAGCUAUCAGUCCAUGACAGACCCUUACCUGUCCAGCUACUACGCCCCGUCCAUUGGAUUUCCUUACCCCCUCAGUGAGGCUCCGUGGUCUACAGGUGGUGACCCGCCUAUACCCUACCUGACACCGUAUGCACCCCUCAGCAAUGGAGACCACCAUUUCAUGCAUGACACAGUGUUUGGCCAGCCGGGGGGGCUCAGCAGCAGCAUUUAUCCCCACAGGUUUAACUUUUUCCCAGAGAACCCGGCCUUCUCCGCCUGGGGUACCAGUGGUUCUCAGGGCCAGCAGACUCAAAGCACAGCCUAUGGGGGGAGUUACAGCUACCCACCAAGCUCCUUAGGAGGCACUUUGGUCCCAGAUGGUCAGACUGGUUUCCAUAGCGACACCCUCAGCAAGGCCCCAGGUAUGAACAACCUAGAGCAGGGCAUGCUAAGCCUUAAAAUAGGCGGCGAUGUGACGGCAGGAAGCUCGGGUGUGAAAGCUGCUGGCUCGGUGAUCGGCGGUGGUGCCAGUGUCGCUGUUGCCGCGGGCAACGGGGGCACACCAGUCGGAAUGCCGCCUCCAAAGCCAGCAUCGUGGGCUGCAAUUGCUAGUAAACCCGCCAAGCUGCAGCAACAAAAGACCAAGAACAAGCUGGGUACGUCCAUAAGUGGUGGACCUCUGCCCCCGCCCUCCAUCAAACACAACAUGGACAUUGACACGUGGGAUAAUAAAGUGGUUGCCACAAAGAUGGGUCCCCCUUUGCACCACCACCACCACCACCAUCAACAGCACCCGGCGCAGCAGCUUCACUCUCAUCCUGCCAGCCUCUUGCCUCCUCUUCAGCAGUCGCUACAGUCGGCCCAGUCUCUGGUGCAGCAGAUGACUAUGCAGGCUCCUCCACCCCCAGCCCUCCAGUCCUAUCAGAACCACAACUCCGCUCCAGCACCUCAGACCCGCUGGGUUGCCCCACGCAAUCGCAACUUGUGUUACGGCGGUGGAAGCUUGGACAGUAGCGGCUCCUCAAAUGGCGGCGGUUUGGGAAAUGGAGGCGUAGGGGGCGGCUGCUUGGGACUAGAGCCGGGCUGCGAUUCCCAUCCCGUCCUGGAGAAGCUGCGAGCUGCCCACAGUUAUAACCCAAAAGAGUUUGACUGGAACCUAAAAAACGGUCGAGUGUUCAUCAUCAAGAGCUACUCUGAAGAUGACAUCCACCGCUCCAUCAAGUACUCCAUCUGGUGCAGCACGGAGCACGGCAACAAACGUUUGGACUUGGCUUUCAGGGCCAUAAACUCCAAAGGUCCUGUCUACUUGUUGUUUAGCGUCAACGGCAGUGGCCAUUUCUGCGGCGUGGCAGAAAUGCGCUCGCCUGUGGACUAUGGCACCAGCGCUGGUGUUUGGGCGCAGGACAAGUGGAAGGGCAAGUUUGACGUGAACUGGUUGUUUGUUAAGGACGUGCCUAAUAGCCAGCUGCGCCACAUCCGCUUGGAGAACAACGACAACAAGCCGGUCACCAACUCGCGUGACACUCAAGAGGUUCCACUGGAAAAAGCCAAGCAGGUGCUGAAGAUCAUCGCCCAGUACAAACACACCACCUCCAUCUUUGAUGACUUUUCUCACUACGAGAAGAAGCAAGAGGAGGAGGAGGUGGUCAAAAAGAGCUAUGAACCUGCCACAAUACAGAGCCGACCCCGACUUGAUCAGUAAGUGCGGAAGCCACCCAGAGAGUGCAACCCAAAACCGCAGGUGCGGUGCCCAGGGAACAAGGGACCAACAGCCCCAAGCAGUUGACUGUAGACAGGCACACCCAGCAGAGGACAAGGCACAGCAGAAGCAGGGGAGAACCAGCCUAAAAACUAACAAGAGACCUUACCUCACGCUGGCAGAAAGACGAGGCGCCCCGCCUAUAGGGGCCCAGAGACUCCCUGCAGCCGGACGGGAAGUCAGCCCCACCCUACAAGCAACCGGGCCCUCACGAGCCCAAUCCCCCUCAGGAGACCUCAGGCCGCCCCACCUAACUCGGUCGCAGCAAGACUGCCCAGCAUGGGCCCCAAUGAUGGAGGUGGAACAUCCAGCAACUGCCCUGGUAGAUCCUCCCCCUGAGGGAAGAGGAAGGGAAUAAAAAAUAAAAGAAAUCACAGAUACGCCGGUACACAAGGUCACUACCGCAGCAGCUGGCCGCCAUGCAACACUGCAGAAUAGCAUGCAAUGCACUGAUUGACGCGGGGAUGAGACUCAGCAGGCCCCAACCAAGGCAGGCAUCCGAAAGAGGGUUGACGGCGGGACCCAAGCGCCCCAAACACACAGAUGGGCUGCAGUAUUCUGAAACAGCGACCCCUGUGGGGCAAGCAGGCCCUCCCCCCUUCCCCCCAAAAAUAAAACAGGAUAAGACCCAGUUAGACCCACAGGGAGAGUGUUGCUUAAAAAGAAGGAACUUAUUGACUACAGCGUGGGCUACAGCGGUGGAUGCAAGUAAAGCACUUUUGAGUACUUUUAUACCAUAUAUGGAUAAUCUGCUGACGGUUUUCCCAAAUUGUGAAGCCACCAAUUGUGCACAUUCCAAACAGCUAGUUUGGCAAAAGUAUGAAGGAAGGCAAGAUUGUUUUAUAAAUAUCUCCGCAAUGCCUCCAAGGUUUGAUUUAAAAUUUUUGGGACUUAUGCAGAUCCCAAAUACACAACAGCAGGUAUCAGUAGGUAUGAAAAGUUGGUUUUGCAUAAUAGGCCCCCUUUAAGCACUAAUGUAAUCAUAAUAACAGUGUGUAAUAAUGCAAGUCUUCUUUUCAAACGUUAAAAACUUUAAUUUUUUAUUAUAUAUAUUUUUAGCAUUUAAAUUGGAUGUUCAAUAACUUCAUUAUCCUAAUAAAUAAGUAAAAACAAUAUGAUUUUACUUGUAUAAUAAAUAAAAUGGACUCUCAAUCUACUUUAGAAAAAAAUUGCACCUAAAUAAAUAUUGAAAAUAUUGAAGCAGUUUUUCCCCAGUGUGGACACUUACGACCGCCAGACAAUUCUGGAUGUGGAUAGAUCGAGCCGUUUUGGACUGCAAGAUGCGUGUACGUUCGACCACCUCGCUAGCAUGGAAAUACUUCGCCGGCUACAUCCAGCGGCCUUUGACGCAGCGGAGUAUAGCACCAGCGGGGACCGUCCCGAAGACACGUAAGCGGUGUGAUCGGAAACAGAAGCGCGAAUACCGAGCGGGGCUAACAACAUAGCAAAAGGUUAAUCCCCACAGAACACCGCUUCCUUCCAUCCUGAAGCUGGAUUUAAAUGGAAGACGCGAGCCUGCUAGUCUGGGUGAGGAGCCAGUUAAGUUAGAACAAGUUUUUCUGCUUUGACUGUGUCAGAGUUAGACAUGCGUUCUACUGAGGUGGCAAAUUAUGAUGUGUUCAGUUUAUUGCAGCACCAAACAAACAAUCGGAAAAUUCCCGUCAUAUCAAUUCCUAGAUAUGGUCGUAAAUAUUUUAAGUACACUACGCAUAAUAAACGCGACAUUAUUAAUAUUGCUACUACGGAUAAUUUGAUCAAAAACUCCUCAAAACAGCCCUCCACCUAUAAUAUGGGCGUUUUAAACAUAAGAUCAUUGUCUCCCAAAACCUUAUUAGUAAAUGAGGUCUUUAGAGACAACAAUCUUAACGUCAUUGUUCUCAGCGAAACCUGGCUUUAACCAGACGACUUUUUUGCACUAAAUGAGGCAUCUCCUCCUAACUAUACGAUUUCGCAUAUUGCCCGUCCCCUUGAAAAUAAUAAAUAUAAAUCGUUUGAGGUGCCUACCAUGAGGUCUGUCACACCGCUGCCUCUAUACCUGGCUGUUAUCUACCGCCCCCCAGGGCCCUAUUCGGACUUUAUCAAUGAAUUCUCAUAGUUUGUUGCUGAUUUAGUGACGCACGCCGAUAAUGUAAUUAUAAUGGGAGACUUUAAUAUCCAUAUGAAUACCCCAUCGGACCCACCGUGCGUGGUGCUCCAGACUAUAAUUGAUAGCUGUGGUCUUACACAAAUAAAUGAACCCACGUAUCUCAACGGUAAUUUGAUAGACUUAGUGCUUGUCAGGGGUAUCACCGUUUCCAAAGUUAUGAUACUCCCGUAUACUAAAGUAAUUUCCAAUCAUUACCUUAUAAAAUUCGAGGUUCAGACUCAUGUUCGGCAAGCUAAUAAUAAUAAUAACUGCUAUAGCAGCCGCAAGAUUAAUGCUGCCACAACGACAACUCUUGCUGGCCUAAUGCCCUCGGUAAUGACUCCAUUCCCAAAAUAUGUUGGCUCAAUUGAUAACCUCACUAACAACUUUAACUACGCCCUGCACGAAACCAUUGAUAGUAUAGCACCGCUGAAGUUAAAAAAGGCGUACCUCAUGAUUUACAGAAGAAACUACAGCUCAUAAAUUAUGUAGAAACCUGGAACGCAAAUGGCACGCGACUAAACUUGAGGUUUACCAUCAAGCAUGGAGUGAUAGUUUAAUAACUUAUAAACGCAUGUUUACCUUAGCUAAAGCUAAAUAUUACUCAAAUCUCAUCCGCCUUAAUAAAAACAAUCCUAAAUUUUAGUUUAGUACGGUAGCAUCGCUAACCCAACAAGGGACUCCUUCCAGUAGCUCCACCCACUCAGCAGAUGACUUUAUGAAAUUCUUUAAUAAGAAAAUUGAACUCAUUAGAAAGGAGAUUAAAGACAUUGCGUCCCAGUAGGGGUGUAACGGUACACAAACAUUUCGGUUCGAUACGUACCUCGGUUUAGAUGUCACGGUUCGGUUCAUUUUCGGUACAGUAAGAAAACAAAAAUAUAUACAUUUUUUGGUUAUUUAUUUACCAAAUUUGUAACCAAUGGCUUUAUCCUUUUAACAUUGGGAACACUAUAAUAAUUCUGCCUACAUUAAUCCACAUUAAACUGCUUCAAGUUGUUGCUUUGAUUAAAUAAAAUGAAAAAAACUUUCUUCUACAUAUAAAAAGUGCAACAUUAAACAGUUUCCAUUGAAACUGUUUAAUGUCAACUCAUCAUGCUUAAUUUAUUACAGCAUUUGGGAAGCCUGUAGUUGACUUUUAUUAUGUAAAUGUUGUCUUUUUAUCAACAUGUGAUAGCAGGGACCCUACUAUUCAAAACUAGGCUGCUACAUUACUAAUGAUUCAUGUAACUAUAGCUAAAAAAUAGUACAAUUGCAAUAGGAGAGACUAUUCAUCCUUAAACUCAAUGGAGUUCAAUAAAAUAACAGACAGACAGGGUUUUGCUGCCCCUAACACACACACACGCACGCACACACAGCAAAAUGAGCUAACGUUACGCUAAAAGCGAAUUAGCCUUCAACUCAAGCCUAUACUGUGAGCUAGCUGAGCUGCAGUUUAAGUUUCCAGAAGGUCAACGGGCUCAUAGUGAUGUUUGUAAUAGUUGUGACUGGGAACUGUUUAGUAUAAUUUGGGUAGAGUCCGCUGCUCCCUUGCUAAACGAAUAUCUCUGCUCAACGCUAAAGCAUUGACAUGUGUUCUGAAUACGCACUGCUGAUUGGCUGUUACAUCGCUCUGAAUACGCCCUGCUGAUUGGCUGUUACAUUGCUCUGAAUACGCACUGCUGAUUGGCUUUGUAUGUAACCAAUCAGAUGGUUGUGUGGGUGGGACAAUGCUGGGUGCUCACUGCUCAGACAAAGGCAGAAAGCAGAGCAGCUUGUGAAAACCUCCGCUUCCAAACUCGUUCGGUACACCCGCGUGCCGAACCGAAACCCCCGUACCGAAACGGUUCAAUACAAAUACACGUACCGUUACACCCCUUCGUCCCCGCUACAACUGGGUUCUAUUAACAAAGAUACGACUGUAUAUACUGCCCUCCAAAAUAGUUUCUCUCGCUUUGAUGAAAUAUCAUUUGAAGAAUUGUUACAAUGUGUACAUGGAAUAAAACAAACAACAUGUUCACUUGACCCACUUCCUGGGAAACUUAUCAAGGAUCUCUUUGUAUUAUUAGGUCCAUCAAUGCUAAAUAUUAUAAACUUAUCACUUUCCUCUGGCACUGUUCCCCUAGAUUUCAAAAAAGCGGUUAUUCAUCCUCUCCUUUAAAGACCUAACCUUGAUCCUGACCUCAUGGUAAACUACCGACCUGUGUCUCACCUUCCCUUUAUUUCAAAAAUCCUCGAAAAUUUUUUUUGCAGAGCAGCUAAAUGAACACUUAGCGUCUAACAAUCUAUGUGAAACCUUUCAAUCCGGUGUGAGGGCAAAUCACUCUACGGAGACAACCCUCGCAAAAAUGACUAAUCUAUUGAUGGAUUCUAAUGCGUCAUCUAUGUUGCUGCUCCUCGAUCUUAGCGCUGCUUUCGAUACCGUCGAUCAUAAUAUUUUAUUAGAGCGUAUCAAAACACGAAUUGGUAUGUCCGACUUAGCCCUGUCUUAGUUAAACUCCUAUCUUACUGACAGGAUGCAGUGCGUCUCCCAUAGCAAUGUGACCUCGGACUAUGUUAAGGUAACGUGUGGAGUUCCCCAGGGUUCGGUCCUUGACCCUGCACUCUUCAGUAUCUACAUGCUGCCGCUAGGUGACGUCAUACGCAAAUACGGUGUUAUCUUUCACUGUUAUGCUGAUGAAACCCAACUCUACAUGCCCCUAAAGCUGACCAACACGACGGAUUGUAGUCAGCUGGAGCCGUGUUUUAAUGAAAUUAAACAAUGGAUGUCCGCAAACUUUUUGCAACUCAACGCCAAUGCUGAUUAUCGAUCCUGCUAGACACCGACCUCUAUUUAAUAAUACAACUUUAACAUUUGACGACCAAACAAUUGAACAAGGUGACUCGGUAAAGAAUCUGGGUAUUAUCUUCGACCCAACUCUCUCGUUUGAGUCACACAUUAAGAAUGUUAGUAAAACAGCCUUCUUUCAUCUCCGUAAUAUCGCUAAAAUUCGCUCCAUAUUUUUCCACUAUUGACGCCGAGAUCAUUAUCCAUGCGUUUGUCACGUCUCGUCUUGAUUACUGUAACAUAUUAUUUUCGGGUGUAGCAUUAAAAGAUUACAGUUGGUACAAAAUGUGGCUGCUAAACUUUUGACAAGAAAAAGAAAGUUUGAUCAUAUUACGCCUAUACUGGCUCACCUGCACUGGCUUCCUGUGCACUUAAGAUGUGACUUUAAGGUUUUACUACUUACGUAUAAAAUACUACACGGUCUAGCUCCAGCCUAUCUUGCAGAUUGUAUUGUACCCUAUGUCCCGGCAAGAAAUUUGCGUUCAAAGCACUCCUGCUUAUUAGUGAUUCCCAGAGCCCAAAAAAAGUCUGUGGGCUAUAGAGCGUUUUCCGUUUGGCCUCCAGUACUCUGGAGUGCCCUCCCGGUAACAGUUCGAGAUGCUACCUCAGUAGAAGCAUUUACAGUGGGGCAAAAAAGUAUUUUGUCAGCCACCGAUUGUGCAAGUUCUCCCACUUUAAAUGAUGACAAAGGUCUGUUAUU
Nerophis ophidion (straightnose pipefish) is the source of this 7833-nucleotide messenger RNA. It is a transcript of the gene ythdf1, whose product is annotated as YTH N6-methyladenosine RNA binding protein F1. Lineage: Eukaryota; Metazoa; Chordata; Actinopteri; Syngnathiformes; Syngnathidae. The transcript is spliced from 6 exons. The coding region runs from base 310 to 2148 and encodes 612 amino acids. Gene Ontology annotation, biological process: mRNA destabilization. Gene Ontology annotation, molecular function: N6-methyladenosine-containing RNA reader activity; mRNA binding. The record is from RefSeq and is a predicted model, not a curated record. Gene Ontology annotation, cellular component: cytoplasm.